Phlebotomus papatasi is the source of this 1053-nucleotide messenger RNA. RefSeq names its product granzyme M-like. Bases 117 to 998 code for a protein of 293 amino acids. Gene Ontology annotation, biological process: proteolysis. Lineage: Eukaryota; Metazoa; Arthropoda; Insecta; Diptera; Psychodidae. The transcript is spliced from 3 exons. Gene Ontology annotation, molecular function: serine-type endopeptidase activity. The record is from RefSeq and is a predicted model, not a curated record.
GUAGUAUUUUUUUUAACAUACUGAUAAAGUGAGACUUGCUAAUAAGCACAGUCAGUUCAACUUCUUGUCUUCAUUCUUGAACUGCUACUUGCUCUGUACUUAAUUGAGAAAAAAAAAUGAAAAUUAUUGAAGUGUGUUAUUUAAUUUUCCUUUCAUUCUUUCGGAUGAGUCUGGCAAUUUUUGGUGGCGAAAAUUCUGGAGAAGCAUUUGUCUGCUUGUGUAACAGGGUGGACAGAGACAUUGAUUCUGGCGCACUAAAUAGUGAAGAUUAUGUAGGUGUUGUAACAGUGUUGAAUGAAAAGUGGGUUAUCACAGCUUCUGACAGAGUAAUAGCCAAUGAUGUUCUACCAAACGUCGACACAUCCUAUUUAGAAGUCUUAUGCGGACCCAACGAAUACGUUAGUAGCAUGUACGACCUCGGCUUGAUCAGCACCAUCCUGGAUACUAGUGGCAUAAACGAAAAUCUUCAGGCAAGACGGAUUAUCAGAUAUGAAUAUCUUCAACCUUAUGGUCUCGUAUUGCUGGAAUUGGACGAAAAUUUAAAUGGAGACGCCGUUAUUAAUCCCAUAAGUUUGCCGCCGUCUUCAUCAUAUUCACCGGCUGGAAUACGCACAAUUAUUGGUUGGGAAGAUCAGAACUAUUUACUUUUCACCGCAAAAAUUAAGAAAAAAGCGGAAAUUGAAAUACUAGACAUCGGAAAUUGUAUGAGUGGAAAUAACCAAAUAAGUGAAACGAAUAUUCGACUAGAACUACAAGAUUGUGGAACUAGUGGAAUGUUAUCUUGCGUAAAUAAUCCCUCACCUUCUAUUACAACCUGUAAUGUAGACUCUGGAUCGCCAAUAGUUGAUUUUACAUCUAAUCCUCCCAUUUUAGUCGGUAUAGCUAUGUGGAAUAAUCGUAUAUGUAAUCAGGAUUAUAUUGGUUUGCCCGUGACUACGGCUGUGAAUAUGAAUAUGGACACCAUUAUUAAUUGGAUCCAAGAGAUCACUGGAUCGUAAGUGUUAGAAAGAAUCGUUGUAAAUACGGUAAAUAAAGAAGAUGCCUAAAAACAAA